AAUAUAAAGAUACCAAGUUACUUCUUAUGGGGCUGUUGGAAGAUAACAAGUGCUAGGCAUUCAGAUAUUGUGAGGGUAAUGUGAUCAGCUAGAGAGGUUUCCUAGAUCAAAGUGAGGCUUUUGGGAUUUCUGCAUGCUGUGAGAAGUCCUGGGGUGGACUCAUCUUUGUGAUGCUUAAAAAGGCAAACCAAAUGAAACCCAAACUGUACAACUGUUUCUCCUAGACUCUAUCUAAAAUUUGUCCAUGUCUGUACACUUCAGCCCUGGACUACUAUGCAGUUUACCAGAUUAGUUAAGAAAAAUUAAUAGACUAUUGUAUUCAAACUCUAAUGGUGACAUUAAUCUAAUGGUAUUCACUUUUGCCUGUCUCUGGAAAUGUUGCAUGUUCUUGCUGCUGGCUUUUGAGGUCUCACAUCUUUUGCUGCUGGAAAUAUGUGCAUUGCUGUUUUCCUGGAGUACUCAGGUAAUUGGCUUUUUAUUUACUUUUUUUUGGGAGAAUGGUAUUUCUACCCAUUUUGAUUUUUCUUUUUUCCCUUUGUUUAUUUUUUGUAUCUAUAUGUUAGAGGCAUAUUAAUCACAGAAGCAUUAAUUGUUCUAAUCUAAAUAUAGGACACUGAAUAUUUUGAUCCCUGGUAUACACAUUGCCAUUUGAUAGUUCAGACACUCAUCGAAAUAAUUUUAGAUAUUUCUUGCUGAUGCUCAGUCACAAUUACUUCCUCUAAAACAUUUUCUUGCAGUUUCAGAUAUAGUGUAUUGCACCAUGGCUGGUAAAGAUAUUUAUUGUUAAACUUAACUGUAAGAUAGCCAGUGACUGUAACUGCUUUUUGAAGACCAUUAUGACAGUACCCAGUUUAGCAAAAGAUAUCAAGUAGUUCAAGCAGUUUACUGAUAAUAUUAAUCUUCCCUCAUAAAGAGCUAGGUUUGAUUAUUAAUGUUGAAGUGUGUGCAAAAAUAAAAAAUGGCUCAGAGGUAGCUAAUUCAUUCUCAGAGUUGAGGAGAAAUUUUUUUAUGAAAUAUAAAAUUAGCAUAUGAUGUAAACAUAUGAAAUCUCCCUGAUUUUCUCUUCAUAUUUUUAUUUUAUUAUAAAACAUUUUCGUUUAUACUUGGGUGAUUACUUUCAAAUGAUUCUUCCGGAAGAAUGUAAAAUGUUACUUGUAAAAUUUUAGCUGUAUAUUCUUGUUAAUGAAACAUGGAACAUUAUCAGGUGAGAAGCCAGGGACAGAGCAAGAUGAAGUUAAGCUGCAGAACGCCAGCAAGCAGAUUGUGCAAACUGCUAUCCUCCGAGCAGUGCAGCAAGUUUCCCAGGAGAGCCAGCAGAAGGAGAAGAGAACAAACAGCAGUACAAGCCUCCAGCUAGAAAGAGGAAAAUUAACCAAGAAGCAUGAAAAGAAGUAAAGGAGAAGACUGUUUUUUUUCAGUCCUCCAGUCUGUGUGUUUUCAGCCUUCUCUUUAGUAUCAGCUGUAUUGCUAGUGCAAUGUUACUGUCAUAAAGUAAACCAAAGUAUAAUCACACCUAGACAUAGGGUAAAGCUGCAAUAGUCCUCAGCUGAGAAAUACUAAGUGCAUUAGAUGACUAUAUUUAUGCAGUGCCUCUUAACAGAAACAAUAACCAUAGCUAUAAAAGUAGUUCCAAGCACAAGCUUUUAUGAUAUGGACUUGUUCUGAAAAGCUUGUUAUCAGUGCACUUUCAUGUAAGUUCUGCGUGCAAUGUUAAUGUCAGUUCAGCUGGAUGGACUCUUCUUUGAGUUACUGGGUUCACUGAAGCUGUCUUCACUGAAGAAAUAGCAGAAUGCUUUCAGGCUGCUUUGAAGCACGAGUUUGUACUUUGCUUUGAUUAAACAUGAACUAUGCUCAAAUGGCAGUAUAAAGUAGAUUUGGUAAGUUCCGUGAACCAAUUUUUUUCUUCAUCUUGGGAUGGGGGGAAAAGCAGUCCAGUAUGACUGUGGUGACUGUGAUUUAUGACUGUGAUCAUAGAUCUAUGGUCUAUGUCUUUUUUUAAAUAAGUUAAAAGAAGUACUGAAGUUUUAGCCUACUUAUUUGAAAUACUUCUUUACUUCUGCAAAAAAAUCACUUGUGCCUCAACUAUUCCUUUAAAUUUUCUUGAUACUAAAAGAAGAGAAGCUGAUGUGCUGAAAUGGAAUCCGCCAGCUUUUCCUUCAGUUUUGCAGCUUUGAUGAGGCUUGGUUUACAGAAAAUUAAGACUGGAGUGGCUUAAAAAUAGGUUUUGAAUUUAUUAAUAUCUUAAAGGAUGGAAAUACACUGUGUCUGAAUUCUAUCAUGGUAGAUAUUUCUCACCUGCUGGGCAUAAAGUGACUUCAGAUAUCUACAGUUGUUACAUAGAUUCACUUUAAAUAGCACUGUGUUAAGCUGGUAAUACAGAACUUAUCCUUUAACUGCUCUAUAUCGCUGAAGAAGUCCAUGAUUUUUCUGAAAAUAGAAAUUAAAUACAUGUAGCUUUCACUUUUAUGCUCCCUUACUGUAAUGAUGAUUGCACUAUUAACAUCUGAAAUGAGUAACAGUAUAUUUAAUUCUAGACUAGUUUAUAGCUCUAAUUCAACUGAAUUAUUGUAGUAAUACACCUAGAAAUACAGAGAAGCAGAUACACAGGAUCUGCAAAGGAGACAAACUUUUGUAAUUGCUUUUCUACUCAGAUGAUUCUCAAAGAAACUGGUUUAAGUAAUUGGUUAUAACUUGCUGUGUCCUACUGCUUGUGUUAAACAAUUUCAGGGUUCUUUCUCAUGGCUGGAGGCUUAUUCAUGAAUAGCCACAUUCUGUAAUAUUAAGUCUUUAAAGAGUGCUUGGUUCCUUUUUUUUUCUUUUUUUUGUAAUUUAACAGCAUUGACUGUAACAGAUGGUUUAGCUCAAUCUUCUUGUGCUUAAAAGUGCAAAGAAGAAUUCAACAUGAUUAAAGUUUGUCUGAAUCCUCUGAUAAUGAAAACUGACCGGGAUUGCUAGUACACAGUUGAUUCACUUCUAUAGACACUGGGUGAAUCUUCCCAGCCAAGCAGACUUUGAAAGGUGGAACUAAUUGUGUCGUGAGGCCUGUGCAUGUUUGUCAUAAUGAUAUGUUUUUUUAUCAUUAGUCUUUUUGUCAAUUUGCCUUAGGCUGGGAGGUAGCUCUUUGCAUCUUUGCCUUCUAAGAGCCUAAGAAAACUGAUCAUGAGUAAAGGUUAAAUUGUGAGGCAAAUGAGCAGGCAAGCCUAGUGGAUGGAGAGCAGUCCUGUUGGAGACACUUCAUAGUGCAUAGUGAUGUUUUCCAUGGAUUCACUUACAGUGCUGUAGGAAGGAGAGCUAUAGAACAGCAAUAUCCUCAUUUCUUGGGAGUUUUCUUUUUAUUAAUGCUUUUUGUCCCCAUAAAUUUGAAAUAGGUCUCCUUUUUUUACAUAUAUAUGUACCUAGUAGUUAUUUUAAUAAUCUGUGUGUAGUCUGGAAAUUUUUUGCAUGUCCUAUUUUUGUAAGUGUUAAAAAAAGAGGAAUUUCAAAACACAGUGAAUCUAGGCUUUUGCUGGAUCCACUGCUUCAUGUGAUCCUAUUCCACUCUCCUCCCACUAUGCUCUUCUACAAUAUCGCUUCACUGUCCUUGUCCUUUUGGACAUGCUAUUGCUCAAACAUUAAAUAAUACCUAUCAUCUUCAGUGUUGUCAGAUAUCUAAUAUCUUGGAAAGCCUAACAGAGCCUUGAGGAAGUUUUCAAUGGUGUCCUAUAGAGGAAAAAGAAAUGAUGUAGCUUAAAUAGCAUAGUUUUCCCUGAGAGCCAAAUAAUGUGUCUAGCUAUAGUAUAUAUCUCUAAAUUAAGGCAUGAAUUUAGUAUUUCUUAUUUACAAAGGGUGUUCUGCACACCACUUGCAUCCAGGAUAUGUAGCUGAGAUCUGUACUGCACAUGAGAGAGUUGCAUAGAAAAAAACUUUACCUUUGGCUUGUUAUAUUCUCACUACAUGGUGAAAGGGGGUAUUUUUGGUAUCUUCACUGACAGAUUAUAUUUUCAGGACAAAACAGAGGUGAAAGAAAUUACUACAGAUGUGAUACAGGUCUGAUUACAAAUAAAAAAUCUCAGAUCUUAAUAUCUUA
Molecule: messenger RNA, 4066 nt
Organism: Neopsephotus bourkii (Bourke's parrot)
Lineage: Eukaryota; Metazoa; Chordata; Aves; Psittaciformes; Psittacidae
Gene: AKAIN1
Product: A-kinase anchor inhibitor 1
Exons: 2
Coding region: 1183-1395 (70 amino acids)
Source: RefSeq, a predicted model, not a curated record